This is a messenger RNA of Neoarthrinium moseri, 1989 nucleotides long. RefSeq lists its product as uncharacterized. Bases 1 to 1989 code for a protein of 662 amino acids. Gene Ontology annotation, molecular function: heat shock protein binding; ATP binding; misfolded protein binding. Gene Ontology annotation, biological process: cellular response to unfolded protein; protein refolding. Gene Ontology annotation, cellular component: cytoplasm. The transcript is spliced from 11 exons. Lineage: Eukaryota; Fungi; Ascomycota; Sordariomycetes; Amphisphaeriales; Apiosporaceae. The record is from RefSeq and is a predicted model, not a curated record.
AUGGCCGACUGGCGGUCGGGUUCCAGGCGGAAUGCACUGGCGCUUUUUCUUGGCGUUUCCGCCAUUCUUGGCAUUUUCAUUCUUCUUUUGACCUCAAGCACGGCCUCCACUGGCGGGGGCUACGGCCAAGACGAAUACGGUGUAGUCAUUGGUAUAGAUAUCGGCAAUACAAAUGCUCGAGUGGCAUUCAUCAAUCAAGAACAACAACAUCAUAUAGUUCGGCAUGGUAGUGGCGCUGGAAAAAGCCACAUUGAUAGUUGUGUGGCUUUCACAGACAACGAAAUUCUGAUUGGCGAAGAGGCAAGAGAACAUAUGAUGCAUAAUCCAGUUAAUACCAUAUGCGGUGUCCGAGAUCUAAUAGGGAGCCGUUGGUCCGAUCCAAUGGUACAAGCGCUGGUAAACCGCGUGCCAUAUCGAAUCAUUGAGCAUAAUGACAAGCCCGUCCUGCAAGUUGUGCGGAAAGGCGCAACGCAGGAGUUCACGCCAGAGGAUAUAUACUCCAUGGUUCUUGGCCGGCUCAAAUCAGCUGCAGAGGACGCUCUGGGCUUCUCCGUAACACAUGCGGUUGUCGCUGUUCCAACAUAUUUCGGGGACAACCAAAGGCAAGCUGUCAAAGAUGCGGCAGUCAAGGUUGGCCUAAAUGCGCUGCGAUUGGUCAAUGAACCCACGUCAGCUGGAAUUGCACACAGUGUGGAUCAUAAUGACGAGAGUCUGGUACUCGUGGUCGAUGUAGGCGGCACGAGCACAGAUAUCACCCUUUCCGAAGUCGACCAGGGCGUCUUCGAGAUAUUCGCUACGGACCAUAUCGCUAUGGGAGGGACUGACCUUGAUGAGAGAGUUAUCUCUUCCUUGCUACUCAACUUUCGACGGGCAAACGAUAUCGAGGACUCGGUGUCUGGUUCACAAGCACUCGAUAGGCUCAGGUCAGGCAUUCAGCAAGCAAAGCACGAACUAUCUACUUUCGAAUCGGCACAGAUUGAAAUGGAUUCGUUCUACGAGAACGUAGACUUCAACGAAACACUCACGCGGGCCAGAUUUGAAGAGUUGAAUACGAGAUUCAUUCACCAGCUGCUGAUAAAGGCGACAAAAAAUGUCCUUUCAGAUGCAAAGGUUUCCAAAGAUCAAGUAACGGAUAUCCUAUUAGUCGGUGGCUCGACGAAGAUUCCCGCGAUCCGAAAUUCAAUCGAAACUUUCUUUGAUGGCAAGAAGCUUGCGACCAGGGAUGACCCGGAUGAAGCCGUUGUUAUCGGUGCUGCAAUUCAAGGCUCUGUGUUGUCAGGGGAUGAUGGUGCAAGCAAUUGUGGCUUGUAUAUCGAUCUUUCUCCUCUGUCUAUUGGUAUUGAAACAUUCGGCGGUGCUAUGAACAAGAUCAUUCCACGCUGGGCUCCAAUUCCCAUGCCCCUGGCUCCGGUCGAAAACAACGGAUCCUUCAGACUAACGACUAUGCAGCAACUGGAAAGGAGACCCGGGCUGUUUUCGUUGGUGCUUCCCACGCCCCGCGUUGCAGAGCUACAGCUAACCUAUGCGCUCCAGAACGAUACCGCCUAUAGGAGAUCUGGAAGCGUUCACUACCACGGAUAUGGAAGUGAUGAUUACUGGGUGGAUCACGUCGAACCCCUGAUGGAAUCCGAAGUCGACUAUGAGCUCGCAGAUCAAGUACAAUCUCGCAUCGCCCUCGAGAACUACAUCCUGGCUCUGGAACGUCGAUUCCAAGCCGAUCAGGAGAUCCCGGCAAGUUGCCCGGCGGAUGCACUCGAAACCCUUCGCACUGUGGUGGAGGAUGAGCGGAAGUGGCUCGGCAGAUUUGAAAUCGAGGAUGGAGUCUUCCUGGGACUUAAGGAGCGCCUCGAUGGGCUGCGCAAAGCUGGGGAACAGUGCUUUGGAGUCCUCAACGACCGCUUUCUUCCUCGGGUAGGCAAUAGGACACGGCCUUUGCUUGACGGCGGCUCUGAAGGUCAUCAAAGAGCGAGCCAACGCGAUGAACUUUGA